Molecule: messenger RNA, 240 nt
Organism: Periconia digitata
Lineage: Eukaryota; Fungi; Ascomycota; Dothideomycetes; Pleosporales; Periconiaceae
Source: the annotation of a GenBank genome assembly
AUGCACCGCUCUCCCGCGCGCGCACACACACACACACACACACCCACAUGUUCAGCUGCUCCAUCGCGUGUCAUGAUGCACUGCAUACCCGUCUGUAUCGAAUGCAACAAUAAAUGUAGAUUCCACGACUUGAUUGCUCCGUCUGUCGCUGUUCUCGCACACCGCAAGAAGCGUCCCCACUUGGUUGUCGUCGUCGUUCAGUGCCGUCACUGGCUCCACGCUGCCUCCAUCGGCGCCUAA